Messenger RNA from Phycomyces blakesleeanus NRRL 1555(-), 1721 nucleotides. RefSeq lists its product as hypothetical. Gene Ontology annotation, molecular function: ubiquitin protein ligase binding. Gene Ontology annotation, cellular component: cytoplasm. Gene Ontology annotation, biological process: regulation of proteolysis; proteasome-mediated ubiquitin-dependent protein catabolic process. Bases 49 to 1491 code for a protein of 480 amino acids. Lineage: Eukaryota; Fungi; Mucoromycota; Mucoromycetes; Mucorales; Phycomycetaceae. The transcript is spliced from 3 exons. The record is from RefSeq and is a predicted model, not a curated record.
AUAUAUAUACAUUUUUCUUAAAUUUUUUUAAACAUAUUGCUCACUAAAAUGACAGAACGUUUUGUCUUUGAAGAUGCACCACCUAAUGUGAUUGUCGCAAUGGGGCCAGAUCAUCGUUCAUCAACCGCAGCAAAGACUGAUAUACAACUAGAGAGCGGAGAACGGACUCGGUGGUCUUGUCACAAAGCUGUCUUAGCUAAACAUUCACCUUACUUUAGCUCUAUGUUUGAGAGUGAAUUCAGAGAGUCCAGAGCAACGAUUGUAUUCCUUCCCAGAGGUAUAUUUACUGUCUCAGCUCUUGAUGGUAUUCUUCAUUAUAUGUACACUGCCGAGCUGGUGGCAAACACGCCACCACUACUUGGAGAUAUCUACUCCGCUGCAGAUUACCUUGGAAUGCAAUUGCUCUGUAGUUUGGUGGCGGACCGGAUAAGGGCUCUUGGACAUCAAUUCAACUGUUAUUGCGAGUCUUGCCAGACAAAUGUACCUCAGAUCCUUGAGAUUUCGCGAGCGCAAGUCCAAUACCAAGAAGACGACCAGCAGAUGAUUCAAAUAGCCCAGGCUGCGAUUAAAGUCAUGACGCAUGACCCCGACAAAACCCUCCAGACAUUUUACACCAGUCCCGAACUAGCCGAUCAACUCAAGAACGCACCCGAGGUCCACGAUUAUUUCAACCAACAGAUCCUGGAACGAAUCAACAAGGGAAAUGCAAUCGAGUCUCUCUAUGGCUGCUUUGUAGGCCUCCAGGCACUUCAGAAAAACGAUCCAAAUGUUAGCUGGAGUCAGCCUCUUCACACGACUCUCCAGGCUGCUCACAGUAUUGUCACCCGCACAAUUGCCAGUCAUUUUUACUUUUAUUGUUCAGAAUAUCCGAGUCUGUUGUCCUGUGUUGACGGAAUCUCCUACACACCCGAAUUUUUGUCUUAUCUGCUCACAAAAACACUUUCUAACGAGAUGAAUGAAAACAACACGGCUGUCUUUUACACUGGUAUCGUUCGCCAGCUCAUGUGCCGACACGCUGUCCAACAUGGAGAACGUGUGAAGGAGAUCCUGCAGGUUGCCAAGGACACAAUUUUGGCUUUUAUGGCAUCUCAUGUUGACCAGUUGCGUACACACCAUAUACUUGAUCAGCUUGACAAAGGACUUCUUGAAACACUUGCACAAGAUCUCUCUGUGUUACCCAAGGUGCUUGUUCAUCCUGAACCUGAACCUCCAAAAAAUCACCAUUUCUUUGCUCGAUCGACACAACCCCCACCGCCGCCGCCUCCCCCUGUCCGCCGCAGAGUGAUAGCUGUCCAGGAAGUAGAGUCUAGUAAGAAACCGAUUGGAAAGGUCAGCUGGUUCUUGAAACAUGUGUUUGUCGUUCCGUUUUCAUCAAAGACCGCCAAGCAAGAAUCAAAACGUACGUUUGUUGAAAAGACAAAAGAAAUGGAGAAAAAAGAAGCCGCAUUUUCUGCACAAAACUCACUCCGGAGAGAGGACAUAUGUCAAUAAUAUAAGCUCAAAUCAACCAAGCACUGACAAUGGGUUUCUUGGCUAAAAAGCCUCAAUAUUUUCGAUUCUUACAGACUAAAAACAACAACAAACAAAAGGAUUGCUUUUUGAGCUCAUAUUGUUUUGGAAUUCCUCUCCAUUGUAAUCAUUUAACAAUUUAUAUUUUUCCAUUUAUAAUUACUUGUGUAUCCAGUCUUUUUAUCCUCAGUAAUAAACCCACAAAAAUACAC